Molecule: messenger RNA, 891 nt
Organism: Hypoxylon fragiforme
Lineage: Eukaryota; Fungi; Ascomycota; Sordariomycetes; Xylariales; Hypoxylaceae
Exons: 3
Coding region: 267-662 (131 amino acids)
Source: RefSeq, a predicted model, not a curated record
CUAGGCAGCUCCAGUCAGGGCUAUGAUCAAGCCACUUGAAAGAAACCCAACCAAGCCACUUUUCGAGAUAGACUUCGAGAUAAGGCUUCGAGGUAGUUACAUACAUACAUACACAAUUAGCACAACGUUCUUCUCUUCACGUUGAUCGUUAGAUCUAUAAACGUCUUUAAGACUCCUCGAACUAGCAAUUAGCUGAUACCUCCCCUUCAACUCCAAUACCGACAUUCACAGACCAACCCUAACUCAACCCAACCCAGCCCACUACAAUGUUCUCCUCCCGAACAGCCAGACACCUGGCGCCCCUCCGAACCAUCACCGCGCGCCGAUCUACCACCUCCCAACAUCCUCUCACAGCCCAGCUCCAACUCCAACUUCAGAUGCAAAAAUCACCCGCGCGCCUAUUUUCCUCUUCAGUGUCAUCACAGCAAGUAAAAACACCACCGGCGCCCCCCUCUCCAGAAGAGAAAUCCAUAAAUGGACAAUUCUACAAGACCUUCGGCCGACCCAUCGCCAAAGUACUGCUCGUGGCCGUCUUCACAUACCAGGUAGCGUAUUACUUAUGGGUGAAACUGGAGUACAACGAGAUCAAGAGCGAGAUGCGAGCCACCAUUGCCGACCUCGAAGCCAGGAUCGAGCAACUCGAGCAAGCGCGACAGAAGUAGCCACAGCUUAGCUUCAGUCCUCGUCAAUAGAACAAGACGAGCAUAACGCCCCAGAGAAGAAACUAUGCCUGAUAGCUAGUACAUCCGCGAUUUCUAUGGAAGUGCCCUUCGCGCAAAGUACAUAGGCGCGUUAAUAUCCAGGAUUGCAUACUACCCACCCGGGCACCUAGUACUUAAUACCUAGUGGUGGGUAUAUGCCCCUAUAUGGUAAGCAUCAUAAUAUCAGGUA